CAAAAUAAAAAUACAUGCGAUCUCUGGCAACAAUAGAGGACCUUUUCUUGAAAGAAGUGGCCGCGUCAGUCAUGAUUUGGCCUCCAGAGCGGCAACAGAGCAACCUGACGCUGAGGACUGUACCGGAGGCGGCGGGAAGGAAAAUGAGAUUGGCCUCACCUCCGCGCUGCAUCCUGUGCGUGUGUGUGUUGCUGACGUCCUUCGGUUGGCAGCUGGUCCCUGCAGCAGGCGCCGAAGCAAGCAGCGACCAGCGUAGGGCGACCGUUGGACUGAGGACUUCAAUGGAUAACGAGACCCUGGGAGCGCAGGUUGGCGCGAUAGCGAACCAGCUGAUUGAGGACUACCUCUCGGAGUGCCAGCUGGUGAUGAUCUCCACGUCGCAGCGAUCAUCCCUCUUCGAGCAGAUCGCAAGGACCACAGCAAAGAGACAGAACGGAGUGGGUGUUGUGGCGUUAGAGAUCGGACGCCGCGAGGGCCACCAACCCGAGCUGCUGCCGAUGGUGUGGAGGGACGCUGGGGCCAACUGUCGUGUCCUGUUUCUCGAUGAUGGUGGCGAUACCAGUUCGAUCUUGGAAUUUCUCGAGGCGUCGGAACUGAGUCGCCACCCUGAUGUGAGGGUGAUUUUCGUGGGAACUUCGACGGGGAGGGUCCUUUACCACCGCGUUUUUCGCAACACGAUCCACGCGCUGUACCUCUCCUUCGACAACAACUUCAGUGGUCAGGAGGCGCACCGUUUGCCGAGGGACGAUGUCCGUGGAGGUGAUUGUGGUUUAGCAGGCUUCAGAGCGAACGGCCGCCUGUACCAGCGGUGCCUCUACUGCCUCGAGGGUGAAGAGUCCGUCAGGCCCCUGCUGGAGUGGGAGGCCCUGGCCCAACGUCGGCCGCCAGUCACCCCCUUCCCAGACCAGUUCAGGGACUUCUUCGGCCACCGGUUCCGAGUGGUGGCCAUGAGGACUCUACCCUGGAUGGACUACGAGGGGGGAGGCGGGGGAUGGGCAGGGGGGCCGCUCACCCCCAGGGACUCUCUCAACGCGAGGAUGCUGCGAACCAUGGCGGAACACUCUAACUUCACGUACGAAGUGAGAGAACCCCCUGUGGGCAGAUUCGGCCUCUAUCUGGGCAACGGGUCGUGGACGGGCAUUGUAGGGGCCCUCCAGCAGGACGUCGCCGACUUCUCCACUGAGAUAGGACUCCUCCCGCCCCGCCUGCAGGCAAUGGAGCCGUCCUUUAUCUACGCCCGAGACAGGAUCGUCAUCGCGUCCCCGAAGCCUGGCCCGCUGCCACAACACCUCGCCAUUUCGCGCCCCUUCGCCGGGACUGUCUGGCUCCUCGUCCUCGCCGGCGUCCUGGUCUCCGACGUCGUAGUGUGGGUGUUGCUGCGGGUCGUCGCGUGGGUGACGGGGGCGGGCGACGCAGAGGUGGGCGGAAGUGUGCUGUACUCGUGGGCGGUGCUCAUGGAAAAUCCCCCGCCCCCGCCUUCAUCGUCUUCAACGAUUAGGGUGACCGUGGGCUUCCUGCUCCUGUACACGCUGGUCAUCAACAGCGCUUACCGCUCGUCCCUGAUCGCACACCUGACCGUGCAAGGAUUUCCGCCGCCCAUCAACUCCUUCGAGGACCUUCUGGAGCAAGGCGGCUGGACGUGGGGCAGCCAGCCGCUCUUCGGCACCUUCUUCGUGUUCUUCAAUCAGAGUUCCGACCCAGUUGUCCAGCAAAUCUACGCCGGCAUGGAGGUCGCUUCCAUGGACGAGCAUCUUGCGGAGAUCCUCAAGAAGCGCCACGCCUUCGUCGACUUCAAGUACAACCUCCGGACCCAAGUGGCAGCGCGACUCACGGACGCCCUUGGGUACACGCCCGUCCACUUGAGCAGGAGUGAAUAUCCUUCGUAUGUCGGGGAUAUUUGGGGAUUUCGGAAAGGUGCCCCCUUUCGUCACCACAUAUGCAUGCUACAGCAGCGGCUCAUAGAGGCAGGGUUGAUUGACUUCUGGCUGCGUGACGUCAUUAGAGCAUAUGCUGAUAGACAUAGGGCGCAGAAAAAAGACGAUUCUGUUGAGGCGACCGAGCGCCUGUCUCAGGACAGAGACGGCACCGUGGUUCUGAAUCUGAGUCAUCUCCAAGGCGCCUUCUACCUGCUGCUCCUUGGACACGGAGCUGCUCUCCUCCUCCUGCUUUUGGAGGUGUUCGUCGUCCGCGUUCGGUGCGCAAGUCGUGAUAUAACAGGACCAGCGAUGAAGUAAAAAGGAAAUGAAGCAGAACAAGAUAAUGAAGGAUACUUCGAUGCUUUUUAAAAUUGAGCGAACCAUUUUUCGAUGCGGUAUCUAUGUUGUUUCCCGAGUAAACUAGCUCGAAGUUGUUUCUGACUAAAUGGAAAGAUAUUCAUUAAUUAACAAGGAAAAACGAAGAAACUUACCAAUUCUAGCCACAGAAUGUUUCAACAAUCAAAUUUCUUUAUAGAUACAAAACAGAAGUUCGUAAUGCGUAAGUAUUUAACUGUGUGAGGUACUUAUUUCGAGGACCUCCAGUGAUCAUAGAAUCCAAAAGAUAUAAGCAUGUUAAACGUCCCCUUUUUUUCGCACUACAAAAAACUUUGAGUUCCUUAAUGUGAAUAAUAACACUAGCAAAAAAUAUAUGAAUAUCCUUCACAUUCGAGAACAUAUACACUAAUAACAUUUACUGAAUAUGGGACUCGUUACAAACACCCAUUUUAUUUGAAAUGGUUAUAAUCAUCAUUAUCUUUAAUAUCGCACUUCAUGAUUAUAGACUGAUAACUUCAAUUUUUAGUUCCUCUAUAUCAUUAAAAUAAUUCAAGAACAACUUACACUUUGCACUUAGGAUAAUAAUUAAUGAUUACAAAGGAAAAUAACUGUGCUAGACUUCAAAGGUCUGGGAUAGUGGUGGAGAUUGCGGUAUUUGGAUUUAGAAUGGCAAAAGAACUUGGUUAGGAGAGGGAGGGGAUAGAAGCGAGAUGAAGAGAUACUGCGGGAGAUAUAAACAUCUUGGGAGGGAGGGGGAGGGGCAGAGCGAAGGACAAUAUUGGAGUAGGGAGUAAGAGAAAAACCUUGUCUGCGUGCUUCCUGUCUAGCUUCACGUAAAGCGAGGCCAAGUUUGAGUAAGAGAUUUACCACUUCAGACUCAAACUUGAAGGUGGGGCUGCCCCUAAUACAUUACGGAAGCCACCACAAUUGGCACAUGUGGAUGUUUGUGCAGAUCGUUCUGAUCGAUCGUGGCCAGCCAGUCAGUCAGGGAUGAUAAUGCUUUAGCUUGGGAUACAGAUGUAACUAUAACAAGCCGGAACGGUCGGGGCGGCUGCGGAAGGUAACUUUGCCUACUUGUUUUGGGGCAUUGCUGGAAGAGGAGCGUUUUCAGAGUAAGGGGCUGUAGAGGGGAUCACGAAAUUCGAUCCCAUUCGGCUGGGCUAAACAGAAUAUUCAGAUUUGUAGAGGACGGGGACGUGUGAAGGAGGGUGUUGAGAAGGGCAGUAUGGCUGUAGAGUAGCAACAAGGGGGGAGGGAAUACCAGAUGAAGAAAGCUUUAGAGGUGGAGAUGAAGAAGAUUUUAAAUAUUUAUAGAAACUUUUCUGCCGCAUCAGCAUUUAAGGUCCUUAGCGACGCAUUCAAAAUAUUGUGAUAGGGUGGGGCUUGGGGGGUAAGAAGUUUAUUCGUAUACAAGACGAUGUUUGUGGAUUUACAGAAUGGUCAAAACAAACAAAUGUGCCAGAUAUCAAAGUUCACACAGCAUUAUGACAAAGAACUUUGGAGAAAAGGGUAAAAUUUAGGUAACGAUUAGGAUAAGUGGA
This is a messenger RNA of Penaeus chinensis, 3793 nucleotides long. Its product is annotated as glutamate receptor ionotropic, delta-1-like. The record is from RefSeq and is a predicted model, not a curated record. NCBI's taxonomy places the organism in Eukaryota, Metazoa, Arthropoda, Malacostraca, Decapoda, Penaeidae. Gene Ontology annotation, cellular component: membrane. Gene Ontology annotation, molecular function: glutamate-gated receptor activity. Bases 15 to 2234 code for a protein of 739 amino acids. The transcript is spliced from 12 exons.